Molecule: messenger RNA, 4493 nt
Organism: Hemibagrus wyckioides
Lineage: Eukaryota; Metazoa; Chordata; Actinopteri; Siluriformes; Bagridae
Gene: zyx
Product: zyxin
Exons: 10
Coding region: 403-2277 (624 amino acids)
Biological process (GO): transforming growth factor beta receptor signaling pathway; integrin-mediated signaling pathway
Source: RefSeq, a predicted model, not a curated record
CUCAAACAAUAUGAAGCAUAGAUCUAGCCCCAGUAUUACUAUCAGUCUUUCACUGUUAUCAGUGUGCACCCGACCGAGCACUGUGGAUUUGUGGAAAAUGCGGAAGCUAAACCGGAAGUGAGUGUACAUUGCUGGGAAAAGUUCUUACAGAGACAUAACCAGGUGGAGGAGCCUUUAGAAAAAGCGGCCAAGGCAACGCAAUGGCAUGCUUGUGUGAUGCUAGCUGAUCGCUUGACUUAACCACACAGUGACCCAAAGGGUGGAGUUAGCUUCGGGGAACGGCUUGAUUAAGGGAAUCAAGGGAGGUGAAUUUCGGCAUUUGUGUAGUUUGCAGUGCAUUACAGGGUGAUCCCGUUGCUUAAGCUAAACUGCAUUGCUCCAGACAACAACAGUGAAAACAAGAUGGAGGACUCUAAUGGCAGUAAGCCCCUUAUUGUAACAUCUUCCCUGUCUUUCCAAGUCACCACACCUUCUUUUUACAACCAGCCGAAGAAGUUUGCCUCUGUGGCCCCUCCUCGACCCAAAGGACCGUCUAACCCAACCUUCUCCUCGCCGAUUGCAAGCACAGCUACAGUCGGCCGAGUUGGAGAGAUUCCACCACCUCCUUCAUCCAUUAGUGAUGAUUUUCCGCCCCCUCCUCCUCCACUGGACGCAGAUCUGCCAGCCCCUCCCCCAGAAUGUCAGCUCACACCCCCUGCAUCUGAGGCCCCUCCCCCUGCAUUCCCUCCCCCUCCCCCUGUUGCAGAAGACUUGCCUCUCCCAGCACCUCCUGAAGAUGUGAGCUUCGUGCACUCAGAUUCUUCUCCUGCUCCUCCUCCACCUCCUCCCCCUCCCCCUCCUGCACCUCCACUUCCUGAGCCUGGCACCGGUGUCGGUCUUCAGAAACCAUUGGAGAAGCAGACUAGUUUUGACCGACAGCUGGACUCUCUAACUGAUAUGUUGUCAGAAAUGGAAACAAGAAGACCUUUCAACCCAAAGGUGUCCAGUCAGCUGACAUCAGGGCCUACAACAAAGUCACCUGCUCCUCCUCCCACAGCCCCCAAACCCUCCCUGUCUUUCCUGCCCCCUCCAGAGCUGCAGGAUCGCCCUCCACCUGCCCCCUGGGCAGAAGAGCUACGUGCUCGUACCACACUGAGACACGGUGGCUCGAGCGCACCCUCUGCUCCAGCAUCUGGAGCACCACUGGGUAAAGGACCUGCAGCCGCUCCAAAGACCACAUUCACUCCCAGCCAGCCUGCUUCUAAUUUUAGCCCCAAACCUGCAAACAGCGUGAGCCCUGCAGCUCCACGAGGAGUUAACCAUACCCCCAAAGUCACCUCUCACAUCUCUUUCCCUCCACCACCUGUUGCACCACCAGGUCCUCCUCCAGCUCCAGCAAAUGCCCCUGCCCCUGCCCCAGCUGUCAGUAAUACCAAAGUCUCUCUUCCAGUCAAUCAGGAGAAAACAUUUCCACCUUCAGCUCCUCCACAGCCUAAACCAGCACCAUCUCCCACUUCCAAUGCAUCAGCAAACAGCAACUUAAUGCUCAGUCCAACCUCACCCAUGGCUACACAGCCGAAAGGUCCUGGAGCAGGUGCACCCCCUGCUGGUGUUCCUCUCUCAAUGCGAGAAGUUGAAGAGCUGGAAAAGAUGACCAAAGAUUUCAUUAAACACAUGGACAAUCGUGCCCCAGUUAUCACCUCUGCACCUACAGAGAUGUGUGGAAAAUGUGGAGAGGCUCUGUCCAGGUCUCAGCCUGCAGUCAGGGCGAUGGACAAACUUUUCCACUCACACUGUUUCUGCUGCAUGACGUGCCAUCGCCCCCUGCAGGGAAUGCAGUUCUAUGACCGUGACGGAUCGCCAGAGUGCGAGGAGUGCUAUGUGAACUCUCUGGCAAUUUGUUCUCGCUGUGGGGAGCGUAUCACAGAUCGCGUGCUGAAAGCAGUGGGCCAGUGUUUCCAUGCUCAGUGUUUCCGCUGCACUGCCUGUAGCUGCACACUGGAGGGCUCUCCAUUCAUCACUGAUGACAACAACAACCCCUACUGUGUCAAUGAUUACCACCGACGUUUUUCUCCUCUGUGCGUGAGCUGCAAUGAGCCAAUUAUUCCUGGCCCUGGCAGUGAGGAAACACUCAGAGUAGUAGCCUUGGAGAAGAACUUUCAUCUUAAGUGCUACCGAUGUGAGGACUGUGCCCGCCCACUCUCUAUAGAGGCAGAUGCUGAUGGCUGUUAUCCAUUGGAUGGGAAGAUUCUAUGCAUGAAGUGCCACACAAAGCGUGCCAAGCAGGCCAUGAAGUGAUUGGUGGAGACUCCUGUCACUCGUAUUAAACCAAACCUAAAAUCAAAGAAUGACUCUGCUUUGAUUCCAGGCAUUUGAUGCAUUGUUUUUGUGAGUUUCGUAAUUCUCCUUCUCAUUUGUUUGUCAUACAGCCUUGUUGUUUUUUUUUUGUCUGCCCCUUUCUGCAGCUUUAUCAGCAAGAACACUUAGCAAGAAUCUUUAAUAACUACAGCAGCUCUGUUGCAUUUUUUUUAAAUACAUGUCCUUUAGAAAGACCCUCUUCAACUUUCUCCCGACGCUUUCUCAAACACCUUUUAAAGUUCAUUACAAAAUCACACGCGUACCAUCUCAGCAUGUGGCUGCUUGAAUACAGUGUGCUGACAUGUCGUGUAAUUUAACAAAUGAGAUUGUGGAUUUUAGGAUAUGAUUUAAAAAAAAAAAUAUUGUGUAACUAUAUGGCUAGUUCUAGUUCAGUGCAACUCUUUGACUCCUAGCGUGCUUCGCACAGGCAGAACAAACGACUCGCAUCAAGCUUAGCCUCCUGAUCAAAAUCAUUAAGGAUUAAAGGAAAGUUAGUUUGCAUAUGAAUACUAGAAUUAAAUAAAUAUGAUGUAUGAAAUCCUUCUUGAAUUAGUGAGCAGCCAAGCAGGACAACGCCUUUAGUAAAUCUGCUUUCCAAAAUAAAUCAGCAGCUGCCAUAGAUGCAUAUGAAAGCUGGUAGGGAAUUGUGUGUUAUGAACAAAGCUUUGUUUGUCUGUCUUGCAUGCAACAUUUAUUCAACAAGACUGCAUGAUUUAAAAAAACAACAACUUUUUUUUUGGUUUCUUUGUUUGUUUAAAAAAAGCACAAAAAUCUACCACUGAUUAUAAAUGUAUUACCAAGAAUGAUUGAUGGAUGGAAAUAUUGCAUAGUAUUAAUUUAAUGACAACCUGAUGGUUUCCAACCCUAACCCUAUAAUCAUGUAUUAAAAAGAAUCGAACAUGAAUCAAUAUAUAUAUACAUAAAAAACACAACGUGAAAUAAAUAUCCAGAAUUUGGUUAGUUGGUUGGCUGGUCAGACUUCUACGGGAGCAAGACUGACUUAUCACUCCCUUCCUCACUCACAUAAUUACAGGUUACUAUGUAGAGCUCUAUAUAGGGAGCAAUAUAAAAGAAAUGACCUGACUAGAUUCACACGAGUUAUUUCUGGGUGUGACAAACCAUCAUGACUAUUACACAAACAAAUUAAAAAAUAAUAUUGAAACUGAACUGAAACCCCAUACAAAAUACAGAAGUAUGUAAAUCCCCAAGUGCAAUUUAUGCAAAGUUUAUCUGUAUAAAACACACCACUUACAAGUACAUAUUAGCUUUAUUUGUUCCUUUUGUCAUAGAUAUUUAUAUAUGUAUUUUCAGUGCUCUCAUAUCUCUUAUCAGCUAUGUAUUAUGGAUUUCUCAAAGGUAUUAAUAUAGCAAGCUAUACACUAUACAUCAGUCCGCUAAGAACUCGGACAAAAUAUCCGAGCUCGAACAGUGUACUUUAUCAGUCGUUAGGAACAAAUUCAGACACUGCCGUAGUUACGGGUUGAAAUAGACUCUCAAAGGACUGGCUAGACACUUUUGCACAAACGCUUUAUAUGAUUUACUAGUUUCAGUGUUUUAGACUGUAAAGAACAAAUUGAUGGGUCUUUUUCAUGAGACAGUUAUGCUAAUGCUAACCUGGAAAUUUCAGCCAAAAUUCUUAAUUGAAAUCCUUUAACAUGAAGAAGGCUACAUUUCCUUAAAUUUACAUUUUCUUCACAUGUUUAAUUCUGUAUGUAUCCCCACUUGGAAUUGAACAAAGAUGUUCUGCACAGUGUUGCACAGGUCUCCUUACAAGCAUUUAAAUGAUUCCCCUUUUUGAUUUCUUAUGCAUUCAAUGAGUAUUUUUGUGUAGUCACAUUUUCUUUAUCAUGUUUAGUUGUCAUGUCAGUAUAACCAUGAUCCUGCUGUUUACAGUAUGUGAUGGACAUCCAUUUUUGUUGAUUUUUUUUUUCCCAUUUACCACACACACAUACAUAUAAAAGUGCUUUAUUUUGCAGUUAAAUUCCUUUGUGAUAUGUGAAUGUGUGUAUGUUUACGGUCUAAUGAUGUUUUUUGCAAUCAAGCUCUCAUUUGUACUGUAUUAUAAAAUUAAAAAAAACAAAAAAAACACUGACAUUCUGCUUGAUUUCUAAAGCAUGUUGGAGGAUGGAAGUAAUAAAAAAGAGAUUCAAUUUAAA